This is a messenger RNA of Malaclemys terrapin pileata, 3203 nucleotides long. RefSeq names its product poly(A) binding protein cytoplasmic 1 like (gene PABPC1L). Gene Ontology annotation, molecular function: RNA binding. The record is from RefSeq and is a predicted model, not a curated record. Gene Ontology annotation, cellular component: ribonucleoprotein complex. The transcript is spliced from 15 exons. The coding region runs from base 734 to 2641 and encodes 635 amino acids. NCBI's taxonomy places the organism in Eukaryota, Metazoa, Chordata, Testudines, Emydidae.
CUACAGCAUGUAUGUCUGUCCUAUAUCCUUCUAGAUCUAUGACAAAACAUACACAAUGGCUCCCAAUGCACUCUGCUUCAGCAACAUUGAAUCUUGCAGUGUGAUGUCACCCUGGAACAGUACAAUAUACAGUGAUACUGAAAGCUAUGAUGUCCUACUACGAAUGGUAACACCUUCAUAGGAAACGUCUAUUACAGAAAAUGCCCUCCAUGGUCCUUGGAUUUGCUUUUCUGCCUGAAGAACAGGGGAAGAAAACUAAUACAGUAUAAGGGAUUAUAAUACAAAUCCAUUGGGUUGUUUUGCUUACCGUGGAAUGAAAUUCCAUUUGGCAUCUCUUAAAAUAAUGAACAACACCCCAGCUGAGUAUCCUAUUGUCGUAUAGCUUGCUCGAGCUGGGGAACAGGGUUCUGGUAAUAUACAUAAACCAUUCAAGCUUUACAUUAUCAAUAUAAGUGAGAGCAAAGCCUUAUUGAAAAUACUGGGUCUGUGGUAUACCUGGAGGGUAGUUCAGUCCUGAUGUGUUACUAGAGAGAACUUAUGGAUUCUGGAUUCUAUUCUCUGCACUGCAGCCAACUUCUUUCUAGGCAACUGAGGGUUUGGGAUGAGACUUUAAUUGGUGGUUGCUGCAUGUAACCAAAGUCCAUAUUCUAUUAUCUUGGCACAAAAAUAUUUUCUGUGCCACAGUAAGUAACUAGGUCUUGCUUCACUUUAAAGUUAAGCUUUGUGGUCAACCAUGAACGCUAGUGGCCCUGGAUAUCCAUUAGCUUCUUUGUAUGUGGGAGAUCUUCACCCAGAUGUGACCGAAGCCAUGCUGUAUGAGAAGUUCUCACCUGCUGGACCGAUCAUGUCCAUCAGAGUUUGUCGGGAUGUUGCCACACGUCGAUCGCUCGGUUAUGCCUACAUAAAUUUUCAGCAGCCCGCUGAUGCUGAGAGGGCUUUGGACACCAUGAAUUUUGAAGUGAUCAAAGGUCGGCCCAUUCGAAUCAUGUGGUCCCAGCGAGACCCUGGCCUCAGGAAAUCAGGGGUUGGGAAUGUCUUUAUCAAGAAUCUGGACGACUCCAUUGACAACAAAGCCUUGUACGAUACGUUCUCAGCCUUUGGGAAUAUCCUUUCUUGCAAGGUGGUUUGUGAUGAGAACGGAUCCCGCGGUUAUGGCUUCGUUCACUUUGAGACUCAUGAGGCAGCGAAUCGGGCCAUUGACACCAUGAACGGGAUGUUGCUCAAUGACCGCAAGGUCUUUGUCGGCCAUUUUAAAUCCCGCAGAGAGCGGGAGGCAGAAUUUGGGGCACGGGCGAUGGAAUUCACCAAUGUCUUUAUCAAGAACUUUGGGGAUGAUAUGGAUGAUGACCGACUGCGGGAAAUAUUCUCUAAGUUUGGGAAGACGCUGAGUGUCAGAGUUAUGAUGGACGACACUGGUCGCUCGAAAGGGUUUGGGUUUGUCAACUUUGAGAAGCACGAAGAAGCCCAGAAGGCUGUGGCAGACAUGAACGGGAAGCAGAUCAAUGGCCGGAUGGUGUACGUUGGCCGAGCUCAGAAGAGGAUGGAGCGUCAGAGCGAACUGAAGCGUAAAUUUGAACAGAUCAAACAGGAAAGAGUGAGCAGAUACCAGGGGGUAAAUUUAUAUGUGAAGAACCUGGAUGAUGGUAUUGAUGAUGAGCGGCUGAGGAAGGAGUUCUCUCCAUAUGGUACCAUUACUAGUGCAAAGGUGAUGACAGAGGGUGGACACAGCAAAGGGUUUGGGUUUGUAUGUUUUUCCUCCCCAGAAGAGGCUACCAAGGCCGUGACGGAAAUGAAUGGACGGAUCGUCAGCACCAAGCCUUUGUACGUUGCCCUCGCUCAAAGAAAGGAGGAAAGAAAAGCGAUUCUCACCAACCAGUAUAUGCAGAGACUGGCCACCAUGAGGGCCCUGCCUGGCCCUCUCCUUGGCUCCUUCCAGGCACCCACGGGGUACUUCUUGCCUGCCAUCCCACAGCCACAAACCAGAGCUACUUUCUACAGUCCUAGCCCAGUUGCCCCAGUCCGUCCUGCCCCUCGGUGGAGCGCGCAGCCCUCCAGGCCUCCCUCCGCCUACCACACGGCUACCCCAAUCCUGAGGGCUGCAGCUCCACCCAGGCGCCUGCUAUCCAACAUCAGCACCAUGAGACAGGCAUCUACCCAGGUGCCCCGAGUGCCACCGCAUGCCCAGAGAGUGGCCAACAUAGGGACCCAGACGCUUGGUGCCCGUGCACCCAGCUCACCAUCCCUGCCGCGGGGCGUGCCACAGUAUAAGUACUCCUCAGCAGUGAGGAACAUCCAGCCGAUGGGAAGCGUGGCACCUAUGCUGGUACAACAGGCUGGAGAACCUGCUGUUCAUAUUCAUGGGCAGGAGCCUCUGACUGCAUCCAUGCUCGCGGCAGCUCCUCCUCAGGAGCAGAAGCAAAUGCUAGGUGAACGCCUUUACCCCCUAAUCCAUGCCAUGCACGCCUCCUUGGCUGGGAAGAUCACAGGAAUGCUGCUGGAGAUUGAUAACUCGGAGCUGCUGCUUAUGCUGGAAUCGCCAGAAUCCCUCCACUCCAAGAUCGAGGAAGCGGUUGCAGUGCUCCAAGCACACCAGGCUACUGAAUCAUCGCUUAACAGCAGUGCUGCAACAUUCCUCCUAUGAGACCCAGAGGAGGGACUGUGAAGAAUGCUUGGCUCUGAAGAUAAAGCAACUACAACCCUGACAUGCAUCCCCACAUAUAUUGGAAGCAUUUAUUUAUUUUUUCUGUGUACAGACAGCGACAUUGACUUGCAUUCAAAGCCCAGCGUUACUUUUUCUUUGUGCAUCAAAAACUUUGCAAAAUGAUUUUUCCCCAUAAAUGAACUGCAUCUAUGUAACACUGUCCGUGAGCUCUCUUCUGGCAAUCCUCACUGCUGACAGCAGGUAGUGAAAAUGUUAACAAGGGGGGCACAUGGUAGAAUGACAACCUCUCCUUGUGAGUGGCGAGGAGGGAGACACGAUUGAUUCAGUUGUAGUGUUCCACGAGAUAACAAAUCAUCAGAGCUUGUCAUUUUUAGUAAGUUCUAUUUGGUUCUGUAAUGUUUUAUUUGUUCUUGUGGUUGACACCAUAAACAGCUGAUACAUCCACCCUCACUAUGUGCUUGUCACUGUCUUUCUUUCAAGAAGAAAUGGUUUCUUCUGUACAAAUGGUGGUAAAAGUGAUUAGACCUAAGGCUGAUCUUCA